Babesia ovata is the source of this 3276-nucleotide messenger RNA. RefSeq names its product leucyl-tRNA synthetase. Bases 1 to 3276 code for a protein of 1091 amino acids. The transcript is spliced from 7 exons. NCBI's taxonomy places the organism in Eukaryota, Apicomplexa, Aconoidasida, Piroplasmida, Babesiidae. Gene Ontology annotation, molecular function: aminoacyl-tRNA deacylase activity; leucine-tRNA ligase activity; ATP binding. The record is from RefSeq and is a predicted model, not a curated record. Gene Ontology annotation, biological process: leucyl-tRNA aminoacylation.
AUGUCGAAACGCGCGCAGUUAUUGGAGAAUGAGAAGCUGGUGCGAGCGCUGUGGCAGGAAGGCCGCGUGUACGACGCGGCCGUGCCGGCCUCUCGCUCCGCCGACAAGUACUUCUGCACAUUCCCCUACCCGUACAUGAACGGGCGGCUCCACAUCGGCCAUGCGUUCAGCAUGUCCAAGGCCGAAUUCCAAGCUCGUUUCCAGCGUACCCAGGGCAAAGCUGUGCUGUGGCCGUUCGGCCUGCACUGCACUGGUAUGCCUAUAAUGGCAUGUGCCGACAAGAUGAAGGCUGAGCUAGCUGAAGCUAAGGACCUUGGUUCGUCAGCUCCAACUGCCAACUCGGAGGAUCUCCCCGUCGAAACCACGGGCUCCGAGGAACAGGCACAGGAGAAGGAUUGCACGAAGUUUAGUUCCAAGAAGAGCAAGUUGACCGCUAAAUCUAAUGUGAAGAUGACCCAGAUGGAGAUUAUGCGCCAUAUGGGCAUCAACGACGACGAGAUCCCCAAGUUCGCCGACCCCCAGCACUGGCUGACCUACUUUUCGCCUCUGGCGAUACAGGACCUGCAGCACUUCGGUACAUCGGUGGACUGGCGCCGCACGUUCAUCACCACCGACCGCAACCCCUACUACAAUGCGUUCGUGGAAUGGCAGUUCACCCGCAUGAAGGACUUGGGCACCCUACACUUUGGUUGCCGCGCUUCCAUUUUCAGCCGCUCUGUGAUGCAGCCCUGCGCCGAUCACGACCGUGCUGAAGGUGAGGGUGCGACUGCUCAGGAGUACACUGCGAUAAAAAUGCAUUUGGAGGAGUCGCCAUUCAGUGUUCUUGAUUCCCUGGAUGCGGUUUACGCGCCGUAUAAGGACGUGUUAGCGUCUAAACAGGUGUUCUUGUUGGCUGCAACGUUGCGCCCUGAGACAAUGUACGGCCAAACGAACUGCUUCGUGCUGCCCGAAGGUUCCUACGAGGUGGUGUUGGGUUUCAGCACUCCUAAAUUGCACUUCAACGAUUUCGGGGUUGUGGAGACCAUAGUCAGCGUUGAGGAGGCCGUUAAGAACUGUGACUGCCUCUACGUCGCAUCUGCACGUUCCGCCAUGAACAUGGCGUACCAGGGUCUGGUUCUGCUCCGUCCCCCUCAAGCGCCGUCAACACUUAGCGAAGUGCACUCUGUGGCUCGUUGUACCGGAAUGGAUUUGAUCGGCUCCGCUCUGCGCACCCCUCUGAGCGUGCACGAGCGUAUCUACGUGUUACCGAUGUUGACGAUCUCGAUGGAGAAGGGCACCGGCAUCGUGUCAUGUGUUCCCAGCGACUCCCCCGACGACUACAUGACGCUGUCGGAGAUCCGCAAGAAGGGCGCAUAUUACAAGGAGAAGUACAACGUCGACGCCCUCCACUGCAGUCUCGACGCGGUACCGGUGAUCGACAUCCCCGGCCUCGGAACUUGUGCCGCCGAGCUGGUUUGCCAGCAGGAGAAAGUAGCCUCCAGCAAGGACAGUGUGAAACUUGAGCGUUGCAAAGAGAUUUUGUACAAGCGUGGAUUUUACGAGGGCGUGAUGGCUGUUGGACCCUACACCGGCCGCAAGGUGUCCGAAGUCAAAGAGAUCAUCAGGGAUGAGAUGUUGAAAAACGAACAAGCGUUCGUAUAUUACGAGCCGACUAAGCGUGUGGUGGCUCGUGCCGGCGACGUCUGCAUCGUUGCCCUGUGCAACCAGUGGUACACCAAAUUCAGUGACGAGGCCUGGAAGCAGCGCGUGCUUGCCCACGUGAGCGACCCUUCUAGGUUCACGUGCUAUUCCGAGUCCGCCUUGAACCAGGUGAAGCACGUCGUGAGUUGGUUGGACAACUGGGCAUGCAGCCGUUCUUACGGUUUGGGCACGGUGCUCCCGUGGGAGGAUAUUAAACAAAACAAGAACUCGCUUAUCGAGAGUCUGUCCGACAGUACCAUCUACAUGGCGUACUAUACCAUUGCCCAUUAUUUGCAAGGCGACAUUUUUGGCACAACCCCUGGUUCCCUGGGUCUGACGGCGGAGCAGCUUACCCCAGAGGUGUUCGACUACAUCUUCCACCUGAGCGACAAGACGCCAUCCGGCCUCGACGCUGCUAUGUGCGACAAGCUGCGUUUAAUGCGGGACGAAUUCUCGUACUGGUACCCGGUUGACCUACGCACUUCCGGCAAGGAUCUGAUUUUCAACCACCUGACGAUGAGUCUGUUCGUUCACAACGCUAUAUGGGGAGGAGUGAGUUCAAUCGAUGCGAUGCCGAGGUCGUACCUCUGCGUGGGUCACAUUCUCGUCGACGCUGAAAAGAUGUCUAAGUCCAAGGGCAACUUCCUGACGCUCGAGGACGCGAUCGCGCUGUACACCGCCGACGGUACCCGUGUGGCGCUUGCCGAUGCAGGUGACGGUCUGGAUGACGCCAACUUCGCCAAGGAGACGGCGGAGGCUGCCGUGCUGAAGUUACACAGCAUUCUGCAAUCGGCGCAGUCCGACAUGGAGCUUGCCGGCCGUACCAACAGCGGCAGCAGCCUCUCCGAGUACGCGAAGCGUGUCUUCAUGAACGAGCUCUGCGUCCUUGCCGAGCGCGCUAAAGAGGCCUACUCGAACUUCGUGUACCGCGAUGCGCUGAAGUACUGCUUCUACGACUACAUCAACGCUCGCCGCAACUACAUGCAAAUGUCCCAGGGCGACGUCGACCAUGCCGCCCUCACGAUGUACCACGAAACCUUCUGCCGUAUCGCCAACCCGAUCAUUCCCCACAUGUGCGAGUACAUCUGGUUGAAGGUGUUGGGCCACAGCACAUCGCUGGUGGGCGAGGCGUGGCCUAAGCUUCCUGCCAUCGACUGGGCUCUUCAUAGGCAGGUGAAGUUGUUGUACAAGAACCUCGACGAUUUCCGCAAGUGCAAGGAGAAGUCGCAGGCAACAUCCAAGAAGCGCAAGGGCGCCGCACCGGUUGCGGAAUUCACGGGCGCGGUCAUCUACGUUGCCAAGGAAUAUCCGGCACUACAUCAGGAGGUGCUGCGUGCGCUCCAAGCCAUGGAUGUCGUCAGCGGCGCCAUGACCGAGAAAGACGUCAUCAAGGCACUGUCGACCUCUGACCUCGUCAGCAAGGCUUCAGUGGCUGACAAGAAAGCCAUGCUCGCAUUUGCGAGCUUCCAACUGCGUGACGUAGCAGUUAUGGGCAGCAGCGCCCUGCUGCUGGAGCUGCCAUACUGCGAGCUGACAUUCCUGCGUUCCAUCCUGCCGUUCGUGCAGCAGUCGCUAGAGGUUACCGGUGAGCUAUGA